GCCUGCCUAGGGUUUACUCCUCCCCGCCGCCGUCGCUCGCGCCUCCUAUCUUCUUCUUUCGUGCUCUCCUCGCGCUCCGUCCGCUUCCCUUCAUCCCUCUAUCUCUCGAUCUCGCCGGCGGUGGAAAUGGCAGAGGUGGAGGCGCAGACGCAGCAAGUUAAGCUCUUCGGCUGCUGGGACUUCGAGGACGUCCAGGUCAAUGACAUCUCUCUGGCUGAUUACCUUGCUGUCAAUCCUACAAAGCACGCCAUAUACCUUCCCCACACUGCUGGAAGGUAUUCUGCUAAGAGGUUCCGCAAGGCUCAGUGCCCAAUUGUUGAGAGGCUGACAAACUCUUUGAUGAUGCACGGACGCAACAAUGGCAAGAAGAUCAUGGCUGUUCGCAUUGUGAAGCAUGCUAUGGAGAUUAUUCACCUGCUGACUGAUGCGAAUCCUAUCCAAAUUAUCGUUGAUGCCAUCAUAAACAGUGGGCCAAGAGAAGAUGCGACUCGUAUUGGGUCUGCUGGUGUUGUUAGAAGGCAGGCAGUUGAUAUAUCUCCUUUGAGGCGUGUGAACCAGGCAAUCUACCUUCUUACCACUGGUGCUAGGGAAAGUGCUUUCAGGAAUAUCAAGACCAUCGCAGAGUGUCUUGCGGAUGAGCUUAUCAACGCAGCUAAAGGCUCUUCUAAUAGCUACGCCAUCAAGAAGAAGGAUGAGAUUGAGCGUGUUGCAAAGGCCAACCGUUAAACAUCUCAUGUAAAGUAGGAAAAGCGAAGUUUUGGGUGAAGAAUGCUUUAUAUAUAUCUAUGUACUUCUACCCAGUUUAUUUGUGAAGUUGGCUUGGCGGUGAAUCGUCAGACCUCUGUUCCCGAAGAAGUUUGAAGUACCUUUCCUUUUCUGGCUGUCUUAAAGAGGGUUAGCCGUUGUAUGGAUUGAAGUUUUGCCACAGUUUGUAAUCGUUUAACAUGCUGUCAGCUAUGCAGCCCGAUACUUUAUGACAGUAAACAAGUGCUCCCAGUUCCAGUGGUUUUGGUA
Molecule: messenger RNA, 1014 nt
Organism: Phragmites australis (common reed)
Lineage: Eukaryota; Viridiplantae; Streptophyta; Magnoliopsida; Poales; Poaceae
Product: small ribosomal subunit protein uS7
Exons: 4
Coding region: 127-726 (199 amino acids)
Biological process (GO): ribosomal small subunit assembly; translation
Cellular component (GO): cytosolic small ribosomal subunit; ribosome
Molecular function (GO): mRNA binding; structural constituent of ribosome; rRNA binding
Source: RefSeq, a predicted model, not a curated record